Molecule: messenger RNA, 1350 nt
Organism: Cercopithifilaria johnstoni
Lineage: Eukaryota; Metazoa; Nematoda; Chromadorea; Rhabditida; Onchocercidae
Source: the annotation of a GenBank genome assembly
AUGGCACAAACAGCAAAUGUAGCUUGUUUUGAUGGGAGUGAAAAUGGUGGAUCAGAUCUUGAUAUAAACGUAAACGACAUACUGAAUUCUGCUGCGAGUAUCGGAAACGUUGAAACGGAACAAAAUAAUGCUGAUAUUGAAGUCAAUAAUUUAAUAAACAGAGAAGUCAAUGAAGUCUUCAUUCAUGACAAGGGAAAAAAUGAUGAAAUGGCACGUUGUGCAGAACUCGAAUUGAUUGUUGCUCAUUGCAAGAAACGUUUGCGGAAAAUCAGUGAUAAUGAGAGGAGUAUCGAGCGGGUGCAACUCAUGGAAAAACUUGUGCAGUGCCAGCUCGAACUUGACGCUUUAAAGGAAGAAUUAUCUGAUCCAGUGAAAAAAAUUCGAGCAUUGCGUGCUAUAACUGUGAUGGGGCAUCAGUUUUCCUUGCAAUCAGCUACUGGUCGAAAUCCAUAUUGUGAAGUUUGCUUAUCUACGAUUUGGCGUUUGAUACAACGUUACCGGCGAUGUAACAAUUGUGGUUUACGAUCACAUGACAAAUGUGUACAACACGUCUUACGUUAUUGUGUUAGCACCAAAGCUAAUGAUAUUCUCUUUAGGCCAAGGACGGAAAUUUGCGAGGAACGUGGACUUGAUUUGCAAAACUAUAAAUGUGCAGAGUGUCACCAUUCUUUACAAUUUGAUGGUGCAACUGAUAGUGAACCGCGGUUAUGCGAUUAUAACGGCCAUUAUUAUUGUCCACGUUGUCAUUGGAAUGAUGAAUGGUUUAUACCGGCUCGUAUAGUACACAAUUGGGAUUUCAGCAAGUAUAAGGUUUGUCGCGCAACAAAGCAACUGCUUGUUGUUAUCGAAAGAAGACCAGUUUUCAAUAUUUUAAAGUUGAAUCCUGGACUAGUGAAUUACGUUGAUCAACUAGCCAAAAUAAAUAAGUUGCGACAAAAUAUAUUGUUGAUGAAGUGUUACUUCAUGUGUUGUAAGGUAGCCCGUAAGCAGCGAAUUUUGCAAAAUUUGAGACAUCGUCAACAUUUUGUCGAAAACUCGGAUAUGUACAGUCUGAUGGACCUGGUGGAUUUGCAUCAAGGUCGAUUAUUACCAGAUAUCAAAGGAAUAAUUCGUAUAUAUACCGAACAUAUCACUAAAGACUGUAUGAUCUGCAGAGGAAAAGGAUUUAUUUGCGAGUUGUGUGAUGAUGCUACUGUAAUUUUCCCAUUCCUCGAAAAUGUGGCCAUCUGUCGUAAUUGCUUAGCUACUUUCCAUCAAGAGUGUUUCAACAGAAAAAGCAAACACUGUCCAAGAUGUUUGCGACGAAAAUCUCGUACAAGUUCAAUGUUGCCGAUGGAUGAUAUCAAAUAA